Molecule: messenger RNA, 1199 nt
Organism: Harmonia axyridis
Lineage: Eukaryota; Metazoa; Arthropoda; Insecta; Coleoptera; Coccinellidae
Product: KH domain-containing protein akap-1-like
Exons: 2
Coding region: 335-997 (220 amino acids)
Source: RefSeq, a predicted model, not a curated record
GAAACGAACGGGUGUACCGUUGACUGAUAACCAAGAUUUGGAGAGUAUCGAAUACAUCAAAUCCGUUUAAGAACAUUAUUUUCGAAGAUGAAAAUGCUGGGAAUGCAUACAUUUCAAAUAUUGUUGAAGAUGUACAUUUCGAUGUGAAUAAGUGCAUCAACAAUAGUUAUGAGGAUGAUGUUCGGCUGAAAAAAAUCCUAGAAAACAAGUAAUAGACAGAAUUCAAGUGAAGAAAAUCUUCGAAGUAGGUCCGAAAGUGAAGAUUCUAGAAAACUAGUAAUUGACCGAAUUCAAGUGAAGAAAAUGUUCGAAGUGAGUUCCAGUUCCAUUGAAGAUGGUUGUGGUGGGAGUAAAUGAUCCGUACAGGUUUUGGAUCUCUACCAACUUCAUAGAAAUGAAGGAACUUAUGAAGGAGAUGCAGGAAUUUUAUAAAAAUCAUUCAGACAGAGAUUCAAUACCCGUAAAAUGUCUGCAGAAGAAUUACUGUGUGGCUCCUUUAAAUGGAAUCUACUCAAGAGCUACCAUAGUAGACUUGGAAAAUAAUUCUGAUCCGGUCAAACUAUUCUUCAUUGAUUUCGGGCAAGUCUCUGCUCAAAAACCAGAAAACAUUUUUCCUCUAACUGAAGAUUUCAUGAAGCUUCCGGCUCAAGCUGUGAGAGCUUCUAUCGAUGGUAUUCAGCCGCCAUACAAAGGCACCCUAUGGUCGGAUGAAGCGUGUCGGAUAUUCGAGAAUUCCCUAUUAUUAAAAGAAAUCAGAGCGGAAGUGGUGGAGCUGGAUGAAUUCCAGAACGCUCUUAAAAUAAAAAUCUCAGCUCCAAUCAAUUCCGUUCUGGUAACGAAUGGACACGCCAUCUUCAAUAGGGUGCCCCAGAAGGAAGUUGAGGCCUCAGCUGAAACCAAAUUAAAAGAAAAGAUAAAAGUUAUACCAACUUUCCACGAUCUGGAAAAUUGGAGAGUUCCGUGGAAUUUCCAAAGUUACUUAAAAAUUUCCAAGUAACUGUGAUUUUGAUAGGAGAACUCCAUCUUCAAAAACCUUGAAUAUUACGCAAAGAAUACAUUGAAAAUGAAAAAAUAUUAUCUUCUCUUCCUAACCCAAAUUUCAUAAGCUUCAGUUUUAUUCAUAGAAGUAUUUUUUUAAUCAAGUUAUUAAUUUUUGUUAUGAUUUUACUAUUUGAAAAUAAUAAACUUCUGAUUUUUUU